Ictalurus furcatus (blue catfish) is the source of this 2443-nucleotide messenger RNA. RefSeq names its product synaptogyrin-1-like. Gene Ontology annotation, cellular component: neuromuscular junction; synaptic vesicle membrane. The transcript has 4 exons. The record is from RefSeq and is a predicted model, not a curated record. Lineage: Eukaryota; Metazoa; Chordata; Actinopteri; Siluriformes; Ictaluridae. The coding region runs from base 132 to 716 and encodes 194 amino acids.
GUGUAAGAAUUGCGCGUUCACAAUAAUUGUUGCGCGCUGGAAGGCGCGCCUGCGCGUUCACGCGAGUACGAGUGCAAUCAUCCUUCUUUUUCUUUUUCUUUUUUUCCGAGUCCAUCUCUGUCGCGGGGAAGAUGGAGGGCACGGCGUACGGAGCGGGCAGGGCCGGAGGAGCCUUCGACCCCCUCACGUUCCUACAGCAGCCUCACACCGUCCUCCGCAUGGUAUCUUGGCUUUUCUCGUUAGUAAUAUUUGGCUGCAUUGCUAAUGAGGGCUACGUGAACAGGCCGGAUGAGGUGGUGGAGUACUGCGUCUUCAACCGGAACCAGAACGCCUGUAACUACGCCGUAGGUAUGGGCACGCUGGCCUUCAUUUCCUGUAUGGCCUUCCUGGCACUGGAUGUGUACUUCCCUCAGAUCAGCAGCAUAAAGGGCCGCAAGAAAGCCGUGCUCACCGACAUCGGGGUGUCAGCAUUUUGGUCCUUCGUCUGGUUUGUGGGCUUCUGCUUUAUGGCUAACCAGUGGCAGGUGGCAAAACUUGAGGACAAUCCACUGAAGGAGGGCGCAGACGCUGCUCGCGCUGCUAUCACCUUCUCCUUCUUCUCCAUCUUCACUUGGGCAGCCCUUACAUGGUUAUCUUUGGAAAGGCUACAAUCUGUGAACUUUGAAGAGGAAUACCUCAAAUUAUUCCCUUCCCAGCCCCAGCAAUCUUAUGUCUAACAUGCCAACACACUUGCACAGGCUUACACACCCAAACACACACCCACACACACACACACACACACACAAACACACACACAGAAAUUACUUCUAUGCUUUCAGUCGUCUAAGUGCCAAGCUAUUAAGGAGGAUGUAAAAAAUGAAUGUGUUGUGCACAUGACAUUUGUUUAUUCACUAUUGUUUGUUAAUUUAUUGGUUUAUCCGGUGAUGGAUAAUGAAGAAGUUUUGAGGAAAUGAAAGGUCGUUAUUUCUGAAGAUGUUGUAGCCUGUUUGUUCAGGCCCUCUAGUGGUGUGGAUACCAGCAUCUACAGCCUGUCUAUUGUCCAAAAAUAGCUUUCGUUAAAAGGGGGUAGAAACAACAGUUAUAAUACAGUUUAUUUAGUAAAAUGAAACAUUUUUAUACUGUGAACUAUUUUGGUACAAGUCUGUCCUUUCAUUUAAGUGAGUAAUGUGUAGUACUUCAAUUUGGGGAGUUUGCAUGUUCUCCCCGUGCUUCAGGGGUUUCCUCCAGGUACUCCAGCUUCCUCUGCCAGUCCAAAGCCAUACAAUUUAGGCUGAUUAGUAGUGUGUGAAUGUGUGUGUGAUGUUGUGCCUUGCGAUGGGCUGGGCCCCCGUCCAGGGUGUACCUUACCUCGUGCCCCAAUCUCCCUGGGAUAGGCUCCAAGCUCCCCCUCAACCCCGUGUAGGAUAAGCCUUAUGGAAAAUGGAUGGAAAAAACAGGAUAUUAUCCUAUUUUUCCGUCUGAACAAAAAGGAUUACAGACAAUUUUCAUUAGGUCUCAGUAAUGUUUCAUCAGGUAUUGUCAUUAAAUUUCCAUGACUCAGUUUCUUUAAAUUUGUAAAUGUUACUGAAAUAAAUAAGGGAUUGAAACCUGACAGUGUAAUCAUAUAUAAAGUUGCAGUAACACACACCAGUUAUAUUGUAUGAUUUAAAGCUGAUCAGCUGAGGUUCACUUUAUUUAUUCUCCUUAAAUGUAAAUUUAAAGUUAAACUCUGAAGCUCUUUUUUUAACUAACUGGAUUUUCAUGAAUACCGUAUUUUUUGUCCUUUUUUUCCCCCUGCAAAUGCUUUAUAAAUAAAUUUGUUUGUAUUCCAGUUUAAUAAAUGAAAGCAAUUCAGCCAGGUUUUGUAAAUUAAAUCCUGCUGCGUUUUUAAUCAUUAGAGGUUAAAUUGAAUUCUGCUUAAAAUAAACAAGGUUAAGUCUUGUUUUAUACGUAUCUGCCAAAAUACACACGUAACUCUUGCUUAAUUACGUCUUCACGUUGUACUGCACUAAUUGCUGCACUGUACUAAUCAUGCUCUCGCUUUUCUUUCUCUCUCCCUCUCACAUCCUUACACCAAACCCUUCUUUGAUUUGCACUUAUUUACACCACUAUUGCUUCAAUUUCUUUAAUGGUUCAUGGGUUUAAAUCCUUUGUCAUUGUUGUUUAUGCACAUGUCAUGCAAUGAUUUAAACCCAAUUCCAUCAUUUUCAUUUUUCUUAUCAACAAACUUGAUUUUUUAUUUUUAUUUUUUUCUUACAACCUAUUCUGCUACAUCUGGCAUUCCAUUUAACACCACCCCUUCCAAACCAAAUCCCCUGUGGCCAGGCAGGACAGUCCUUCCUGGCAUUCCAGCGCUUUAAGUUGGGGGCGGAUUCGGCGCUUUUCUCGCAGGACUACACCGACCCGAGUCAGGAUGCGGCCGCCGCUCCAUACAGCGCCUUCACCAGCGGCGACGAACCCGAGA